GCACUGACUGGAUGAAUUAUUGAUCAGAUGUUCUCCUUCUUGCCUGUUUUACCAUCACAGAGACUGCGGGUGGGAGCCGCCGCCGCUGCUGCUGCUGUUAGGAUGGGAAACAGGAAGUGAACGUCACUGACACAGGAAUGGGACUGAAAAAGGAAAACACCAUCAUGAUGAGGAGAAUGUCAAAUCCACUCGUGUAGGAAACAAAAAUCCUCGUUUCAUCUCCAGGAAAAAAGGAUGAAUGUUCGUGUCCGAGCUGAAAUUGAGGCAUCAGGAAGGGCACUGGCGUGUUGCUAAAUGGAGUCGGAGCAGCUGUAUCACAGAGGCUACUGCAGGAACAGCUACAACAGCAUCGCCAGCGCCAGCAGUGACGAGGAGCUGCUGGAUGGAGCCGGCGUUAUCAUGGACUUCCACACCACAGAGGACGACAACCUGCUGGAUGGGGAUGCUACCUCCCCAGGGUCUAACUACGUCAUGUCUAACGGGGGCGGGGCACCCAGCAGCACCACCCACCUGUUGGACUUCCUAGAGGAGCCCAUCCCUGGUGUGGGGACCUACGACGACUUCCACACCAUCGACUGGGUCCGUGAGAAGUGCAAGGACCGCGAGAGGCACCGGAAGAUUAACAGUAAGAAAAAGGAGUCAGCAUGGGAGUUCACAAAGAGCCUGUACGAUGCCUGGUCUGGGUGGCUGGUGGUGACGCUCACUGGCUUGGCCUCAGGUGCUUUGGCUGGCCUGAUUGACAUUGUUGCUGAUUGGAUGAACGACCUGAAGGAGGGCGUGUGUCUGAGCGCCAUGUGGUUCAACCACGAGCAGUGCUGCUGGACUUCCAAUGAGACCACCUUCGCUGAGCGGGACAAGUGUCCUCAGUGGAAGAGCUGGGCUGAGCUAAUACUGGGGCAGGCUGAGGGGCCCGGCUCAUACAUCAUGAACUACUUCAUGUACAUCUACUGGGCUCUGUCCUUCGCCUUCCUGGCUGUCUGUCUGGUCAAGGUGUUCGCUCCCUACGCCUGCGGCUCUGGGAUCCCUGAGAUUAAGACCAUCCUGAGUGGGUUUAUCAUCCGGGGAUACCUGGGCAAGUGGACCCUGAUGAUCAAGACCAUCACUCUGGUGCUGGCUGUGGCGUCUGGCCUCAGCCUGGGGAAGGAGGGUCCCCUGGUCCACGUGGCCUGCUGCUGUGGGAACAUCUUCUCCUACCUCUUCCCCAAGUACAGCAAGAACGAGGCCAAGAAACGAGAGGUUCUCUCUGCUGCUUCGGCGGCUGGGGUGUCUGUUGCUUUUGGUGCCCCAAUUGGAGGAGUGCUCUUCAGCUUGGAGGAGGUGAGCUACUACUUCCCUCUUAAGACGUUGUGGCGCUCCUUUUUUGCCGCCCUGGUGGCAGCCUUCGUCCUGCGCUCCAUCAACCCGUUUGGUAACAGCCGUCUGGUACUGUUCUACGUGGAGUACCACACGCCGUGGUACCUGUUUGAGCUCAUCCCUUUCAUCCUUCUGGGAGUUUUCGGAGGCCUCUGGGGCGCCUUCUUCAUCCGGGCCAACAUUGCUUGGUGUCGGCGGCGCAAGUCGACACGCUUCGGCAAGUACCCAGUGUUGGAGGUAAUCUUUGUGGCGGCCAUCACAGCUGUGGUUGCUUUCCCAAACCCAUACACUCGUCAGAACACCAGCGAGCUGAUAAAGGAGCUGUUCACAGACUGUGGGCCGCUGGAGUCUUCGCAGCUCUGCCAGUACCGCAGCCAGAUGAAUGGCAGUAAGGCCUUCACCGACAACCCCAACCGGCCGGCAGGGCCCGGCGUCUACGCCGCCAUGUGGCAGCUCUGCCUGGCGCUCAUCUUUAAAAUCAUCAUGACUAUAUUCACCUUUGGACUCAAGGUACCGUCAGGCUUGUUCAUCCCCAGCAUGGCUAUCGGGGCAAUCGCAGGGCGAAUCGUUGGCAUCGCCGUGGAGCAGCUGGCCUAUUAUCACCACGACUGGUUCUUGUUCAAAGAGUGGUGUGAGGUGGGAGCAGACUGCAUCACUCCAGGGCUCUACGCCAUGGUGGGGGCCGCGGCAUGUCUGGGCGGUGUAACCCGUAUGACUGUCUCCCUGGUCGUCAUUGUCUUCGAGCUGACCGGUGGGUUGGAGUACAUCGUCCCCCUCAUGGCUGCCGUCAUGACCAGCAAAUGGGUGGGCGAUGCGUUUGGCCGUGAGGGAAUCUACGAGGCCCACAUCCGUCUGAACGGUUACCCCUUCCUGGACGCCAAGGAGGAAUUCACACACAUCACACUGGCCAGAGAGGUGAUGAGGCCUCGACGCAGCGACCCGCCCUUAGCGGUGCUGACGCAGGACGACCUGACGGUGGAGGAGCUGCAGAGCACUAUCAAUGAAACCAGUUAUAAUGGUUUCCCUGUGAUAGUGUCCAAGGAGUCCCAGAGGCUGGUGGGCUUCGCUCUGCGCAGGGACAUCACUAUCGCUAUCGAAAAUGCUCGUCGCAAGCAGGAGGGCAUCAUGUUGAACUCCAGGGUGUACUUCACCCAGCACGCACCCACCCUGCCGGCUGACAGCCCUCGGCCCCUCAAACUGCGCUCCAUCCUGGACAUGAGCCCCUUUACCGUCACCGACCACACCCCCAUGGAGAUCGUGGUGGACAUCUUCAGAAAGAUGGGGCUGCGCCAGUGCCUGGUCACUCACAACGGGAAUGUGUUGGGCAUCAUCACAAAGAAGAAUAUAUUAGAGCAUCUGGAGGAGCUCAAGCAGCAUACGGAGCCCUUGGCGGCUUCUUGGUAUUAUCACAAAAAAAGAUAUCCUUCGUCACAUGGCUCAAAUGGCAAACCUAGAUCCCGAGUCCAUCAUGUUCAACUGAUCCGCUCCUUCCAGGACGGCCGGGGGGGAGGGGCAGACGACAGCGAGGAGGAGGUGCACCUCCUGGAUGGCUCCAAUCUCUGACAUCGGACCCCGUUUUUCUUCUUUUUUUCUUUUUUCUCAGCUGUAGACCCUGAACCUCGCAGACUGACUGUGGGUCCCAGAGACUUGAAUGAGAGGGAAAAGACACGAUAAACGACUUUGUUAUUCUGGCUGCUAUGGUCACGGAGGUCACGGGUUGAAGGCACACACACACAAGUGUCCCCAAAAUCCCCAAAACACACACUUUUGCAUUGCAGACACCUCAAACAUGCAUGCUCUCUCUUCACAUACACAUAACCUGUAAAGAUUUCCCCCUUUGCACUCUUCAUGUGCCUCACCCUUGUCCCAUCUCCGUGGAGGUCGUGGUAGCCGUCGCCUGGCAGAGGUCAGAGGUCAGAAUGAACCGCUGAUGAGGGACGCGAUGAGGGACCUUAAACCUCCAGGCUUCUGUUCAAAUAAACUCCCCCGCACACACACACCUGACCUGUCCGUCCUCCGGAGAAAGUGUGUGUGUGUGUGUGUGUGUGUGUGUGUGUGUGUGUCCCCGUCCUAGCAGCACUACAUUCCAGUCAGGUUACCAUGGGAACAGAGGACGUGCACCUGCUGAAACUGGCAAAAAGCCACGAUCGCAUGUUGGUCUAAAUGUGGUGGGUGUGUGUGUGUGGGAGAGAGAGAGGGUUAGAUGGGUACUAUAUUUUAAGAACAAAAAUGUUCCCUUUCAGAUGGAAGUGAGUGUGUUUUUUUUUUUUUUUUUUUUUCUCAGCCAGCUUUAGCUGUGUGUGUGUGUGUCUCUCACAGGUCGAGUGUGUGUACGUAAAGGAAAACAAAAAGACAGUGUCCACGUUGAGUUAUUCUGUGUACUCUGUUACAGGACACAAAAUAUAUAAACAUUUCCUUUUUCUUCUCAAACUAUUAUUCUUGCCACUUUUAGACUAUUGAUCUUGCUAUAAUCAAUUAGGGUUUUAUGACUUAAAGCAAAACAAAACUGGAAAUCUGCACUGUUUUAAGUGAUCGGUUAGUGUGAUUGGAGAAGGACGGUGUAAAUGCUACAUGGAGACUUCUUGUUUUCUUUUUCUGAAAUCUGUCCACAUCUCUGGGUGAUAACAUUGUAUAUUUUCAAACAAAAACUAUUUUUUUCGUAUAUUAUAUUCCCAUUAGUUUAUCAGAGGAAAGCUACUGUUAAACACUUCGUACAUCUUUGGACGCAUGAACCUAAUUGUCCACCUGGAAAAGACACCAAAAAAAAAAAAAAA
Perca flavescens (yellow perch) is the source of this 4127-nucleotide messenger RNA. RefSeq names its product chloride channel 3 (gene clcn3). Gene Ontology annotation, molecular function: chloride:proton antiporter activity; voltage-gated chloride channel activity. Gene Ontology annotation, biological process: transmembrane transport; chloride transport. Gene Ontology annotation, cellular component: synaptic vesicle; early endosome; Golgi apparatus. The transcript has 15 exons. The record is from RefSeq and is a predicted model, not a curated record. Bases 295 to 2916 code for a protein of 873 amino acids. Lineage: Eukaryota; Metazoa; Chordata; Actinopteri; Perciformes; Percidae.